Messenger RNA from Odontomachus brunneus, 1869 nucleotides. RefSeq names its product protein Mo25 (gene Mo25). Gene Ontology annotation, molecular function: protein serine/threonine kinase activator activity. The record is from RefSeq and is a predicted model, not a curated record. NCBI's taxonomy places the organism in Eukaryota, Metazoa, Arthropoda, Insecta, Hymenoptera, Formicidae. The coding region runs from base 510 to 1511 and encodes 333 amino acids. The transcript is spliced from 8 exons. Gene Ontology annotation, biological process: intracellular signal transduction.
GUUGACGAAAACAGCGAGUCGAGACUCGCGCUCUCGUUCCUAUGCGCGCAGUCGAGCAUAGGCGUAUAUAUGCGGUCCCGUGACUCACCUCUCGUUGUACACACACAAACACCGUGUGCGUAUGUACGCGCGCGAGUUUCCUAGCGCCGCUGCGUAAAGGCUGGUUAAGGCCGCACGCUGCACAAAAUCGCAAAUAGACUCGCUGCCGUCGCGACAGCACAGAGGCAGACGUCCACGUUCGUUCGUUCGUCGUGCGUGCAUGCGUACGUACGUACGUCGUACGUGAGGAAGCUCUCGCGGAGAGAGCCUUCAUGUGACACGUAUACACACACGCUCGCUCACUCUCCUCGCCACCAUAGCAGCCGUAGCCGCGCGCAGAGAGGAGCCGUCGAGAGAGAGGAGUUCUCGAGAGCGUGUUUCGCACGCGCAUGUUUGAGCCGCGAGCGAGACGCCCGCUCAUACACCACCGCUCGGACCACUUUUGCAUGGUGCACAUAUUGUAAGCAAACAUGCCUCUGUUUGGAAAAUCUCAGAAGAGCCCGGCGGAAGUGGUGAAGGCUCUGAAGGAGGCGGUAAAUGCGUUGGAGCGCGGCGACAAGAAGGCGCAAGAAGACGUCAGCAAGAAUCUUGUGCACAUUAAAAACAUGCUGUACGGCACGGCCGAGACGGAGCCGCAAGCGGACAUCGUAGUGGCACAAUUAGCGCAGGAGUUGUACAACAGCAACCUAUUACUUCUGCUUGUGCAAAAUCUGAGUCGUAUCGACUUCGAGGGUAAGAAGGAUGUCGCGCAGGUUUUCAACAACAUUCUGCGGAGGCAAAUCGGGACUAGAUCGCCCACAGUAGAGUACAUAUGCACCAAACCUGAAAUUCUCUUUACGCUUAUGUCUGGUUACGAACACCAAGACAUCGCGCUCAAUUGUGGCACUAUGUUACGGGAGUGUGCGAGAUACGAGGCAUUGGCUAAGAUUAUGAUUUAUUCGGACGAUUUCUACAAUUUCUUCAGAUACGUUGAAGUCUCUACGUUCGAUAUCGCAUCCGACGCUUUCUCUACGUUCAAAGAAUUACUUACGAGGCACAAGAUACUCAGCGCCGAAUUCUUAGAGAUAAAUUACGAUAAAGUUUUCUCACAUUAUCAGAGGUUACUCAAUUCGGAAAACUACGUAACACGACGACAGAGUUUAAAGUUGCUGGGUGAACUGCUGCUCGACAGACACAAUUUUACUGUCAUGACACGAUAUAUAUCGAAUCCAGAUAACUUAAAGCUGAUGAUGAACAUGCUAAAGGAGAAAUCUCGUAAUAUACAGUUCGAGGCUUUCCAUGUUUUCAAGGUAUUUGUCGCGAAUCCGAACAAGCCGAAACCGAUCCUGGAUAUAUUGCUCCGCAAUCAGGAAAAGCUGAUAGAGUUCCUGACGCGCUUCCACACGGACCGUUCCGAGGACGAGCAGUUCAACGAUGAGAAGGCGUAUCUGAUUAAACAGAUCAAAGAACUUAAGUCUGUACAUGAUAAUUAAGUCAAAGAAAAUACAAUUAUUGCUACCGCUAUGACUAACUAUCACUAUAAUUAUUAUUACUAUCGAGUCUACUGCUGCUGUUGCUAAUUGCGGUUUUAUUACUAUUACACAGUUAUAAUUUAUCGUCGUCACUUUCAUCGUUAUUACUAUCAUUAUCGUUGUCGUCGUCAUCGUUCUCAUCAUCAUCGUCAUUAUUAUUAUUAUAUUAUUAUUAAUUUUAUUUGCGAGUAGCACUGUAAAUAAAGAUUAAAUUUAUCUUUUAUUGUAUCAUACGCACAUAAAUCAAGUUAUCAUCGUUGUCAGUGUUCUGCCACGUUUUUAGGAAUGAGUCGGUUAUUAAAGCAGAAUGAAAACUUAA